This is a messenger RNA of Rhea pennata, 1266 nucleotides long. It is a transcript of the gene LRRC34, whose product is annotated as leucine rich repeat containing 34. Gene Ontology annotation, molecular function: protein binding. Lineage: Eukaryota; Metazoa; Chordata; Aves; Rheiformes; Rheidae. The transcript is spliced from 10 exons. The coding region runs from base 13 to 1266 and encodes 417 amino acids. The record is from RefSeq and is a predicted model, not a curated record.
UUCAAGCAGGUCAUGUCAGUUCUUCCAGAUCUUCACCAGCAGUAUUUGCAGGCCUGCCAAAACUUAAGCCAGUCUGAAAACCCCUUCAUUGUUUACCUGCUUCAAGAAAUUGAUAAAAGUGAUAAAACAUGGACAAAAGGGAUCACAUUAAAAAUAACUGGAAAUAAUCAUUUGGUGCCAGUGCAGAGAGUUACAGAUGAAGAUCUUCAAGCUCUUACCUCUGUCUUACAAAAUGCUGUAUUUGUUACAGGUUUGGACCUGCGUUAUAAUGUAUUAACUGAUGAUGGAGCAAAGCACAUGGCAAAAUUCCUUCAGGAAAACUCAACUCUGCGCUACCUUAACCUGAUGUUUAAUGAUAUUGGCACACACGGAGCAGAGCUGAUAGCGAGAGCACUCCAUAGGAAUGAAACACUUCUGUAUCUGAGAAUGACUGGAAACAAAAUAGGAAACAAAGGUGGGAUGUAUUUUGCUUCAAUGCUGCAAAUUAAUUCAGUCUUAGAGAAGUUAGAUCUUGGAGACUGUGAUCUGGGUACGCAGAGUCUAAUAGCAAUUGCAACAGUCCUGACUCCAAACAAAUCGGUCAAAGCAAUAAACCUUAACCGUCCUUUACUAUACAGCCAAGAGGAAGAGACUGCAGUUCAUAUAGCUCUGAUGUUGAAAAACAAUUCUUCUCUUAUGGAAUUGCAUUUGUGCAAGCAUGAAAUGAAAAAAUUUGGUGUAGAGCAACUAUGUGAGGCAUUGUAUGAAAACUGCAGCCUGAGAUAUCUUGAUCUUAGCUGUAAUAAAAUAACUCGUGAUGAUGUGAAGUUUUUGGGAGAACUACUGAAACGGAACCAAACCCUGCAAAUCCUAGAUCUUAAUUCAAACCGAAUAGAAGAUGAUGGUGCUAUCUACCUCAGUGAAGCCUUGGCUUUGUGCAAUACGACCCUUCAAGCGUUAUCAGUAGCAAACAACAAUAUAAGUGGCAAAGGACUCAUAGCUCUUUCAGAUUCAAUGAAAACAAACACGGAACUUUCUUAUAUUUACAUUUGGGGGAACAAAUUUGAUGAAGCCACCUGUAUGGCAUUUUCAGAAUUAAUUCAGACUGGCCGCUUGAAGCCUAAUUGUACGGAUGUGGAAUCAUAUGAAGUGGAUGGGCACAUUCACCUUGCAGAGGUCUCCCAUGGCCUCAAGAAGCAUUACUACUGGACACCAAGUUAUGGGAAGAUGACUAACACAGAUGCUAAUGCCAGUCUUGUAAUUGCAGCUGUUUCAGAGUACUUGUGA